CGGGCCGGGAGCGCUUCGAGCCGAGCAGCGCCGGGCUCUGCCGUCCUCCCGAGUGCCGGCACUGCCUCCGGCAUUAAGGCAGCCGGCAGCUUUCGUCGCCGCCCGUCUGCUUCGGCCGUUGAGCGACAGAAGACGCGACGCUGGGGCACGGCGCCGAGAGGCCGAGCCUAAUCUCCGUCCCGCGUUCCUCCUCCUGCGCUCUUUUUCAUGGAAAGCUGUGCCAGCUUCUGCAAACGUACAGCUUCCUGAAAAAAUAUAACAGAGCUGAACAGAGAGAGCUUGUGAAACAAGAGAUCUUGAAAGCAAAGCACAACGGCAGGGAGAAGCUCAGCCUCGGAUAGGUGUACAUGGCCGCAGCCAGCAGGCGGGCAAGAAGAGGCUAGCAGAGACACAGGCCAAAGAGCAGCGAGACCACCUCAGCUACGGAGCAGCCAGAGCGCCUGAAAAUGCGACAAGCACCAGGAGGCUGUGCAUUAUGGUCUGCCGUUUUCAUCAUCCUCACUACUUCUUCUCCUGUUGAACAAUGAUUAAGAAGACAAGUCGAACAGAACGCAGCUGGCACGUCUGCAGGAACACCUGGAAAAUAAAAAAUUUGGCUCACCUGAGGUGUUCCGCUCUUCUUUGCCCCCCGGAAUGCUGGCAGUGGAUAAUUAGAAAAAAAAAAUUAAGGGUAGAGGAGAGUUCAGAAUUCGCUUUAACUAUUAGCGUUGUCACUUGGCAUUGUACAGUUAUACACUGGGAAAGGCACUGACAUGGGAAAAUGGGAGAAGGUGGGUGCAGAGGCCAUCCCUGAGCUCAUUCCAAGUGGCAGGGCCAACGGGGAUGAUGUCACAAGCAGGGAGGUGCGAUCACAGAAGAGGUUCCAGCACACAAGAGGUGCUCUGGUUCCCACUGGGCUGGUGAGUGAAGGGUCUCACCGUGCAGUGGAGGAGACCUGAGCUGAACCCCUUCCUGAGGGAAACUCGGCCAGCGUGGGGAGAUCCUUGCCAGAGCACGUGGGGCCACCCUGCCACAAACACCUCUAUACUGGGCUGGUAGGGACACAACAGACAGAAAACAUCAGCAAGGGCCAGCAAAUACAUCAAGAGGAGGCAGGAAAGGCAGACAGAGGCACGGGAAGAUCGGGUUGUGCAGCAUGGAGAGACCUAUGGGAGGAAGCAGCACACCCGAAGCAGAGGGGGUCUGCACUGUGCCCGAGCAAAAGAGGGAGCCUGAGGCGACGUGCUCUGGGGAGCCUUCCACCAGCCGGGAAGCAAAGGCCAAAAAGAGUCGCUCCUCCCGCUCCUCCCGGGCUGGGCUGCUCUUCCCUGUGAGCCGCACAGACAGGCAGCUACGCAGAGGUCAGUUUGCUGAACGCUUUGGAGCCAGCGCUCCUGUCUACCUGGCUGCUGUGCUACAGUGGGUGACGCACAAGACCAUGGACGUGGCUGGGAGGAUUUCUAAGAAGAGCAACCAACAGUGCAUCUCUCCAUGCCACUUGCAGAUGGCUGUGAAGAGCAGCUCUGUACUCAAGCACCUUCUGGGAAGUGGGCCCAAGCGCCGUGGCAGGGCUGUCCCGCAAAGCCAGCGGAUGGCCUCACCCUCCAAAAGGAAGCAGACUAAGAGGAGGAAGAGAAGCCACAGGCGACAGGCUGCACCUGCUCGCGCCACUGCUGCUGUCACUGUCAAGUGAAAGCAGAAACUCCUGUCCUAGAUGGGCAUGGCAAGGGCUGUCUCAUUCG
Tympanuchus pallidicinctus (lesser prairie-chicken) is the source of this 1721-nucleotide messenger RNA. RefSeq names its product late histone H2A.2.2-like. Gene Ontology annotation, cellular component: nucleosome. Gene Ontology annotation, molecular function: protein heterodimerization activity; structural constituent of chromatin; DNA binding. Lineage: Eukaryota; Metazoa; Chordata; Aves; Galliformes; Phasianidae. Bases 1136 to 1672 code for a protein of 178 amino acids. The transcript has 3 exons. The record is from RefSeq and is a predicted model, not a curated record.